UGAACAAAGACCAGGGCCUCCUCUGAUAAGGAACAUGACAUUUCAUCCAGUUGGCUCCAGUUAAAAAAUAUCUUGUAGCUAAAGGUAUGCAAGACAAUGAAUGUUGGUGUUAACACUUCUGGAAUUGCUAAAAAAAAGAAAGUCAAAUUGAAAGUAAAUGUACAUUUGAUCAUAAACUUGACCGAAUGUAACAUGAGUGUAUGCUGUUUGGUAUCAUCUCUCUGCUUCUAUAAUAAUUGCAUUAAAAUGUGAAUGCUUUCAAGAGGGAACGAUCCAAACAAUCAAAUUUUUGUCACGCCAUCUUUUCUGCAGACGAAGAACUGUGUCCAGCCUUAUCAAAACAGGAUAUGUACGACUUUGGCAGAAAAAAUAAAAGAAUCCCAUUAUGCAUAUCCAUGACAUGCUGUGCCCCUCCCUGUCUUUCCCUUUGUCCCACCUCUGUCAGCACAGGGAACAAGAAGGGGGGGAGUCAUUUAGCACAAAUGGGGAGGAGAGAGCUGUUAGUGGUUGCCUUGAAAGUCAGGCCAAAGCUCAGAGGCACCGAGUUAGGCACUGGGGAACAUCCACUCAGGGAAUCUGAUGUUUUUUCAGGUGAUUAUACUGGAUAAACACAUUGCUAACUGUUGGCGAUGAAGAUAGUUAUGGAUCAGAUUUGUCGGAAACUGCAAUUGGGGCGUUACAGUGGACUGAGAUGAAAAAUACAUAAAGAUGGCACCCGAUUACCUCAAAUUCCUGUGAAGGAGCAGCAAAAUGGGAAAUGCCAUGCGAGGUGUCAUCGCCUUCAUUCCGUCAAAACGCUGUCAGCGCUUCCUAGUGGGGGACCUGGAGGAGAUGCCGCUUGAUCGGACUCUGGACCUGAGUAGCCGUCAGUUGCGCCAGUUCCCUGUUGCUGCUUGUGUCUUUGAUGAGCUGGUGAAGCUCUAUCUGAGCGACAACAACCUUAGCAGUUUGCCUGAUGAACUCGACCGCCUGAGGAAGCUUCAGCUUCUGGCUCUUGACUUUAACUGCUUUGAGGAGCUACCUGCAGCUGUCUGCAGACUGCCUCAGCUUAACAUCCUUUACUUGGGUAACAACAAACUCUUCUACCUCCCCGAGGAACUCCAAGACCUGAAGGAACUUAACACCCUGUGGCUGGAGACAAAUUGCUUUACAGUCUUCCCAAUUGUGAUUUGUGAGCUUCCCAAUCUCAAGACCCUGCACCUUGGCUACAACCAAAUACGCUGCUUACCCUAUGAACUUAACAGGCUGGAAGAACUGAGAAGUAUUUGGCUGGCUGGGAACGAGCUGACGGAGUUCCCGCCAGUGUUGUUGGAAAUGCACUUCCUUGCUGUCAUUGACGUGGAUCGCAACAAAAUCCAGCGCUUCCCCGCCCUCUCAUAUUUGCAGGGGCUAAAACUAGUCAUCUAUGACCACAAUCCAUGUGUCAAUGCACCAAUGGUGGCUGAAGGAGUCCGAAGGGUCGGGCGUUGGGCGGACUGCUCCGACGAUGAACAGGAAGACGAGGGUUCGAAAGCCAAGGUCUCAGAGAUGGAGCCAGAGGAGGAGCCCAACGUUUAAGGUCACGUCACAAAGUGACAUUCAGCUGUGAAGAGGCCUGAAAGGACAGGACGUCACUCAAGUGGAUCACUUGAAGCACAGGGGUGUGCAGAGGCCUUCAUACCAUUGGUAUUUGAGCCAUAUAUGGGAAGGCAACAUGUAACAUGUUGGUCAUAAGGGAAAAAAAGGGUUCCUAAAUCAAAAUGACUGCAGCUCGCGACAGGCCAAAGAACCAUAUUUAGUUACUACUGUAUGUAGUACGUCAAAAUAAAUACCAAUAGCAUUUAUUCAUUUGAUUGCAUUUUAGUAUUUCCAAUGAAGGGCCUAGAUAAGGUUAUGUAAUGCGAGUUUAUUUUAGUGGUUUGUUUUAUGCCUUUUGUGUGUGUGCAUGUGUGUGUGGAGGGGGGGGGCACAUGCAAAAAGUCAAAUAACUUAUUUUUUCUGGUGCCCAAAAACUUGAUUGAUAGAAACAGUGUACACUAUGUGGGUCUUUGCAAUGAAAAGCAUGCAGUGUUGUUUUUUUGCCACGAUUACACUUAUUUUACAGUUUGGCAAUUUGGCUGAAAGGUUCAGCCCUUUUUCAGGUUCUCUGGGUUCCAGCAGAAUCUGCAUGAUAUAUCAAAACCUUGUGUAUAUUGUCAACUAUUUUGUGUUGGUUUGGCACUUGGACAAAAAGAUAAAACAGCUUAAAUUAGGAUUGCAGAGCA
This is a messenger RNA of Syngnathus acus (greater pipefish), 2243 nucleotides long. It is a transcript of the gene lrrc10, whose product is annotated as leucine rich repeat containing 10. NCBI's taxonomy places the organism in Eukaryota, Metazoa, Chordata, Actinopteri, Syngnathiformes, Syngnathidae. The transcript has 2 exons. Gene Ontology annotation, molecular function: protein binding. Bases 751 to 1557 code for a protein of 268 amino acids. The record is from RefSeq and is a predicted model, not a curated record.